Indicator indicator is the source of this 504-nucleotide messenger RNA. Its product is annotated as leukocyte cell-derived chemotaxin-2-like. Bases 1 to 504 code for a protein of 167 amino acids. The transcript has 4 exons. The record is from RefSeq and is a predicted model, not a curated record. Lineage: Eukaryota; Metazoa; Chordata; Aves; Piciformes; Indicatoridae.
AUGCUCAGCCCCUUCACUGGGACAGCAGAGCCCUCAAGGCACAGGAAGAUGCAGAGGGUCACAGCAGUCAUCCUCGCCCUUGUGAUCUCCACUGCUGCUGCAGCACAAUGGGCCAAGAUCUGUUCGAGUGAAUCAGCAAACAAAGUCAGAGGCUGUGACUCCCAGGGCUGUGGUGGAUACAACUACCCCAGGGGAGGGAAGAAGCACAGGGGAGUGGACGUGGUGUGCGAGGACGGCACGGUGGUGCUCGCCCCCUUCACCGGCAGGCUGCUCCGGCAGGCCAAGCCCUACGGCAACGGCAACGCCAUCGACGACGGAGUCCAGCUCGCAGGAUCAGGCUUCUGCAUCAAGAUGUUCUACAUCAAACCUGUCAAGUACAGUGGCUCCAUCAAGAAGGGAGAGAAAAUCGGCAUCCUGCUGCCCCUGCAGAAGGUCUACAGAGGAAUCAUUUCCCAUGUCCACAUCCAGAACUGUGACCUGACAGAUCCUACUCCCUACCUGUAG